AUGAUCGAGCAGCUGAAGCGGAAGGGCCCCCCACGCUGCUCGUCCCUGCAGGCCCCCAUCAUGCUGCUCUCCGGGCACGAAGGAGAGGUGUACUGCUGCAAGUUCCACCCCAACGGCAACACCCUCGCCUCUGCCGGCUUCGACAGGCUCAUCCUGCUGUGGAACGUCUACGGGGACUGCGAUAACUACGCCACGCUGAAGGGACACAGCGGGGCGGUGAUGGAGCUGCACUACAACACCGACGGCAGCAUGCUCUUCUCCGCGUCCACAGACAAAACCGUGGCGGUGUGGGACAGUGAGACUGGGGAGAGAGUGAAGAGGCUGAAGGGCCACACCUCCUUCGUGAACUCCUGUUACCCAGCCAGGAGAGGGCCCCAGCUGGUCUGCACCGGCAGCGACGACGGGACCGUGAAGCUGUGGGACAUCAGGAAGAAAGCUGCUGUCCAGACCUUCCAGAACACGUACCAGGUCUUGGCUGUGACUUUCAACGACACCAGUGACCAGAUCAUCUCUGGAGGCAUCGACAACGACAUUAAGGUGUGGGACCUGCGCCAGAACAAGCUCACCUACACCAUGCGGGGCCACGCCGACUCGGUGACGGGCCUCAGCCUCAGCUCAGAAGGCUCCUACCUGCUCUCCAACGCGAUGGACAACACAGUUCGCAUCUGGGAUGUGCGACCGUUUGCCCCCAAAGAGAGAUGUGUAAAGAUUUUCCAGGGGAACGUCCAUAAUUUUGAGAAGAAUCUUCUGAGGUGCUCUUGGUCCCCGGAUGGGAGUAAAAUCGCGGGGGGAUCGGCCGACAGGUUUGUCUACGUGUGGGACACCACCUCCAGGAGGAUUUUGUACAAGCUGCCAGGCCACGCUGGGUCGGUGAACGAACUGGCUUUCCAUCCUGAGGAACCCAUUAUCCUCUCCGCGUCCAGCGACAAAAGACUGUACAUGGGGGAGAUCCAGUGAAGCCGACGAGGAAAUGGUGGGAUUCCUGCCCUGGCAAAAUCCUCAGUUUGCAGAAUCUGGUCUGACUUGUUCCUCAGCGGUGCCAGCCCCACACUGGGGAAGCCUUGAAGCAGGGGGCCGAGCCCAGCCGCCCUCCCGCAGGCUGCGACGCCUGCGCCCUCUCACUCUGUAGCUUUUCCCUGCCCACCCCCCCCUUUCUCUGGGGAGGAAGGAAAAUUUGGAAUUGGAAAGAUUUGAAUUUUGGCUGUGCCGCCGAUUACUAAACCCUUGCCCGGAUCGCUUGAAAUUGGUAACAUUUGUCAAAAUUCCACAUGUGACUUGUAUAUUCCCCGUCGAGUUUCUCUGGUUGGUUUUUUGUUGGUUUUUUUCUUUUUAUACGGUCAAAACAGAAAUAGAUAGCUUUUUACAAGAACUGUGUGGAUGGGAUUUAUUGUUCUGGUUUACUUUUCUAUGGUACAAUCCUAAAUCAAGGCCCUCGCUCGUACAGAACCCGGGGAAACCGUGACGUUCACUUCAGAAGAGCAGCUUUAUUUUUUAUUCAUGGCAAUAAAAAUGACCAACACUUGAAAUAA
This is a messenger RNA of Calidris pugnax (ruff), 1529 nucleotides long. RefSeq names its product small nuclear ribonucleoprotein, U5 40kDa subunit (gene SNRNP40). The record is from RefSeq and is a predicted model, not a curated record. Gene Ontology annotation, cellular component: catalytic step 2 spliceosome. NCBI's taxonomy places the organism in Eukaryota, Metazoa, Chordata, Aves, Charadriiformes, Scolopacidae. Gene Ontology annotation, molecular function: protein binding; RNA binding. The coding region runs from base 1 to 957 and encodes 318 amino acids. The transcript is spliced from 10 exons.